AUGUCCCAAGGAGGAGGAGGAGCACGCAAAGCUGCCAAGCCCCAGGACCAGGGAUGGGCAUGGAUGGUCCUGCUUGCCGCAGCGCUGCUGCAGGGGCUGACGCUGGGCUUCCCCUCCUGUAUCGGUGUCUUCUUCACGGACCUCCAGCACGAGUUCCAGGCCAGCAAUAGCGAGACGUCGUGGUUCCCCUCCAUCAUGGUGGCCCUGCUGCACGGAGGCGGGCCCCUCUGCAGCAUCUUGGUGAAGCGCUUUGGCUGCAGGUUCGCCGUGAUGCUGGGAGGCCUGCUCAGCGGCGUGGGCAUGGUGGCCAGCUCCUUCUGCAACUCCAUCAGCCAGCUUUACCUAACGGCCGGCCUCAUCACCGGUCUGGGAUCAUGCUUCAGCUUCCAGGCAGGAGUGACUGUGCUGGGCUACUACUUCGUACGGUGGCGAACGUUGGCCAAUGCCAUCGCAUCCACUGGCGUCUCUCUUGGUUUCACGCUGUGGCCGCUGCUUUCUCAAUACUUGCUGGAUGAGAUGGGCUGGAGAAACACUUUUCUUAUCUUUGGAGGAAUACUAUUGAACUGUUGUGUUUGUGGAACCAUCAUGAGACCGGUUCAGCUUGCAUCAGGGUCACUACUACAGUCACCCAAGCCUGGAGAGGAGGCAGGGAGAAGAGCAGAAGAGGCGCAGCUGUCCAACGGAGCAUCUUCUCCCCACCCCGAGCUCCAGCAGCAGACCAGAAGGACUGCAUGCUUCCAGAUGCUGCAGAAGUACCUGGCUUUUGACAUCUUCUGUCAAAACAAAGGUUACCAGAUUUACACUAUUGGAGUGACCUGGAUGAUGAUGGGGUUUGCAUUACCCCAUGUCUACCUUGUGCCUUACGCCAUCCAGAACGGGGUGGAGGAGCGCAGGGCGGCCCUCCUCAUCUCCGUGAUCGGGUUCAUCAACAUCUUCAUACGCCCUCUGACGGGGCUGCUCUCAGGACACCGAGUCUUCACAGGGAGACGCAUCUACCUGUUCAGCCUGGCUGUGCUCCUCUGCGGGCUGAGCAAUUUCAUUUGUGUCAUUUCAGCUGAGUUCAGCGUGCUCAUCAUCUACUGCGUCAUCCUCAGUAUAGCCAUGAGUGGCACUGGGGCACUCGUCUUCCAGGUGUUGAUGGAUGUGGUGGAGAUGGACAGGUUCUCAAGUGCUCUAGGGCUCUUCACCAUCCUGGAGAGCAUCACACUCCUCAUCGGACCGCCUCUCACAGGUCUCUUGGUGGACAUAACUAGUGAUUUCCACUAUGUCUUCUACAACUCCAGUUUCUUCCUGAUAUCAGCUGCAUUAUUCAUGGGGCUCAGCUUCUGUGCUCUGGAAAAAAAAAACAAAUUGAAAGAGGCUUCAAAAGUACCUUUGGAUAAUCCCUCCAGGUAUCAAUACAAUGAAAUGUCAACUGAACCACAGUCUGAAAGUCAACCUCCUCCAGCAGUCGUGUACAUCACAAGCAUAUGAAAAGAAAG
Leptosomus discolor (cuckoo roller) is the source of this 1481-nucleotide messenger RNA. It is a transcript of the gene SLC16A5, whose product is annotated as solute carrier family 16 member 5. Gene Ontology annotation, cellular component: basolateral plasma membrane. Lineage: Eukaryota; Metazoa; Chordata; Aves; Leptosomiformes; Leptosomidae. The record is from RefSeq and is a predicted model, not a curated record. Gene Ontology annotation, biological process: monocarboxylic acid transport; transmembrane transport. Gene Ontology annotation, molecular function: monocarboxylic acid transmembrane transporter activity.